AUGAUGAUGAUGGGUUUCCUUACAGGGUUUUUGUCUUUUUCGCUACUGUUGUCGAGCGCGACAGCAAGGGUUGCAGCCCCAGCCUCGUCAUCCGGACACAGAUCGUCCUGUGAUUCAGUUCAAGACGGGUAUCAGUGCUUUUCCCAGAUCUCGCAUAUAUGGGGCCAGUACUCGCCCUUUUUCUCUCUACAGGAGACGUCUGAGAUCUCCCAGGCGGUGCCGCACGGCUGUGAAGUUACCUUUGUGCAGCUGCUUUCUCGCCAUGGAGCGCGCUACCCGACUAGCUCCAAGUCGAAGACUUAUAAGAAGCUGAUUGCCGCGAUUCAGCGCAAUGCCACCUCGUUCUCUGGGAAGUAUGCGUUCUUGGAGACCUACAACUACACCCUGGGUGCAGAUAACUUGACCGCCUUUGGAGAGGACCAGAUGGUGAACUCGGGCAAGAAGUUCUACCACCGGUAUGAGAAGCUGGCGAAGAACGUGAUUCCGUUUAUUCGGUCGUCUGGGGAGGCCCGGGUGGUGGCCUCUGCCGAAAAGUUCAUUGAGGGCUUCGAAGCUAAGAAGGAAAAGGAUCAUCACGUCAAGGCACCCCAGGCUUCUCCGGUGGUGAAUGUGAUCAUCCCCGAGGGCGCUCAGUAUAACAAUACGCUUGAUCAUAGUACCUGCACUGCCUUUGAGGAGAGUGGGCUCGCCGAUGAGAUCAAGGCGAACUUUACGGCCCUGGUUACCCCGUCAAUCCGGAAACGAUUGGAAAAGGAUCUCGCGGGCGUGGAACUGACCGACAAGAAUAUUAUCCACCUCAUGGACAUGUGCAGCUUUGAUACCGUUGCGUUGACAGCCGACGGAAGCGAGCUGUCGCCGUUCUGCCACCUCUUCACCAGAAGCGAAUGGGCGCAAUAUGACUACUUGCAGUCGCUCUCCAAGUACUAUGGCUAUGGUGCUGGUAACCCGCUUGGACCGGCGCAGGGAAUCGGAUUCACCAACGAGCUGAUUGCCCGUUUAACCGAGUCCCCUGUCCACGACCACACUAGCACCAACUCCACGCUGGACUCGGACUCGACGACCUUCCCGCUCAACGCUACGCUCUACGCCGAUUUCUCGCACGACAACGGUAUGACCUCGAUUUUCUUUGCGAUGGGGUUGUACAACGGCACCGAGCCUCUUUCUCAAACCAGUGCGGAGACUGUCGCGCAGAUGGAUGGCUACUCUGCCGCCUGGACGGUCCCGUUUGCCGCAAGAUCCUACGUUGAGAAGUUGCAGUGCCGCGGAACCAAGGAGCCUCUUGUCCGGGUACUGGUGAAUGACCGUGUGGUGCCUUUGCAUGGCUGCGCAGUUGACCGACUGGGUCGUUGCAAGCUGGAUGAUUUCAUCGAGGGAUUGAGCUUUGCCAGGUCUGGAGGAAACUGGGCAGAGUGUUUUGCAUAG
Aspergillus ochraceoroseus IBT 24754 is the source of this 1422-nucleotide messenger RNA. RefSeq names its product histidine phosphatase family protein. The transcript has 2 exons. The coding region runs from base 1 to 1422 and encodes 473 amino acids. Gene Ontology annotation, molecular function: acid phosphatase activity. NCBI's taxonomy places the organism in Eukaryota, Fungi, Ascomycota, Eurotiomycetes, Eurotiales, Aspergillaceae. The record is from RefSeq and is a predicted model, not a curated record.